Messenger RNA from Apis dorsata (giant honeybee), 1463 nucleotides. Its product is annotated as protein odr-4 homolog. The transcript has 6 exons. The coding region runs from base 225 to 1463 and encodes 412 amino acids. The record is from RefSeq and is a predicted model, not a curated record. Gene Ontology annotation, biological process: intracellular protein localization. Gene Ontology annotation, cellular component: endomembrane system. Lineage: Eukaryota; Metazoa; Arthropoda; Insecta; Hymenoptera; Apidae.
AUUCCCACUAAAAUGAAUCUACAAUCAAAUUCUGCAUUCUGUUGGUAAUGAUGCGAGUGACAUGAAAAUAGUAAUGGAAAUCUAGAGCUCUAGAAUUUGGGUCAGAAAUAUAAAAAUACAUUACAUAUUACAUGAUUAGUCUAUUCUUAUAAUUUAUCUGUGAUAAUACAAUAACGGUAAAGAAGUAUUAUCAAUUUUACGCAUUUACAAAAGUAUUAAAAAUAAUGGGACGAACUGUAUACGCAGAGGAACGUCUUCACAAUUAUUUAAUAUCUUUAGUAAGACCAGAUGAAUACACAAUAGGACUAAUUGUGGGACAGAGUACUGGUCAAAAAGAUUAUAUUGUACAUUUAGCAAAAACACCACCACCUAUUGGCAAAAAUGUUGUAGAAGAAAUAUUGCUUAAUACUACAAUAAAAUCUGAACAAAAUAUUAUUGAAAAUCACAUUAAAUCAGUAAAAGAUAUACCUGAGAGCUGGGUUGCAGAUCAUGCAAAACAUGUCACUAGAAUGUUACCUGGUGGAAUGCGUGUUCUUGGCACAUUUAUUAUUGGUCCAGAGGACAGUAUAAAUGAUAACAAUAUACAAAAAUUUAAAUCUGUUCUUACAAUGAUGCAUAAAAAUUUAUUACACAAUAAAUAUUUAUGUGGGAAUAAUAAUGAAGAACAUCUUAUCUUAAAUUUAAAUAGCAUUACACAAAAAUAUACUUGUAAAUCUAUAGAAAUAAAUACAAAUGGAAUGUUUAAAUCAGUAGAUUGGAAAUUUCAAACUAGAGCUACUAAGUGGCAUCAACUUGAAACAUUUAUAAAUUUUGAUCGCCUAUUUCUUAUUGCUGCUAAUAAAGAUCCAGAAACUCUUAAAAAACAACUACAAGAUAUUUUAAAAACUAUAUCAGAUAUUGUUGAAACUUCCCUUAUUGUUAUUGAAGGAGAAGUUUGGUCCCCACAUGAUACAUUAGAAGUAAUUAGCAAAAACAAAAAAGAUGAAAAAAAUUGUAAAAGUAGUGAAAAAAAUAAUAAUGACCAAUCUAUUCAAAUUAACUUAUAUAUUCCAUGUCAAGAAGAGAAUAUUAAUUCUGAUGUGAAAGUAACGCCAUGUUCUGCUUCUAUACGUUUGAUUGGUCAAUUAGUAAGUAGAACUUUUGUUCAUCAAAAAGCAAUUGUCGAAGAAGCUAAUACAGCAGUAAAACAAGACAUAAUAAGAUCAUUAGCAAGUAGAUUAGAAAUGCAUUGGGAUAGUUUAAUUGAAGAAGAAAAUGGAUCUCCAGAAGAAAAUAUAACAUUACAUGAACCUCCAAGGAGAGUAUUAAUAGCAUUGCCUGAAAGUAAAAUUACCUUAUCGGAUUAUUUAUUUCCUGGUGAAGGAGCUCAAGAAGCUCUUUUAUCAUUGCAAGAACUUUUAGACUUAGAAGUUCAUGAAAGUACUGUUCAAAAAGAUAUUGAACUUGAAGCUGGUAAAUAUUAA